CAUUAGGGUUAUGGCUCGGACCGUUAUGCCCGUGGCCAAGGGCUUCCUCUUGAACUUCCGCUGGGGCGUCAAUUUCCCCCGGAGCUUCGCCUCCAAAAUGCCAAGCUUAACCGUUAAUAAGAUACGUUUAGAGAGGGUUGAGGAAGCAAAGGAUAAUAAUGACAAUAACAAAGAGGCUUCCGUCAACGAUUUGCAACUGUUGAAGGGAAUGUGUUUGUGGAUGGGGAGAGACUUGGAGAACGUGGAGAGGGAAAACAGGGAGAUGAAGCGCGUUUUGGAUGAGGUCAAAUUGGGGAUUUCAACAGCCAGAAAAGAAAUUUCGCUGCAACAACCCAAUCGAACGAGUGAAGGCUCUGGCUCUGGGGAGUUUCAGCGUUGGAAAAGUUACAAGAGUGGGAAACAAGAGGAUGAUAGAAACCAACCAAACAAGUCGCAGAGUGACGUGGAAGCUGAGUUACAGAAAGCCAUCAAGGCCGCUACUACCUCUUAGCAAGGUCAUGUUCCUUGUUACUUUUUUUCAAUGUGUAUAAAAUCUCGGCUUCUCUUUUUUGUUAAUUGAUUAAUUACAUUACUACUAUACCAGUUUGUUAAGGGUAAUAUAAUCAAAUUAUCAUUUAUGUGGAUGAGAGGAGGCAUGUUAGAAUUUUUGUA
Molecule: messenger RNA, 651 nt
Organism: Cajanus cajan (pigeon pea)
Lineage: Eukaryota; Viridiplantae; Streptophyta; Magnoliopsida; Fabales; Fabaceae
Source: RefSeq, a predicted model, not a curated record